Messenger RNA from Parnassius mnemosyne (clouded apollo), 1599 nucleotides. Lineage: Eukaryota; Metazoa; Arthropoda; Insecta; Lepidoptera; Papilionidae. The record is from the annotation of a GenBank genome assembly.
AUGCAGCAACAUCUUCUGACCUGCUUUAAAUGCCCACAAGCCGUAAAAAAACAAAUUAACGAUGUCAAUAAGUCACAAUCCAACUUAACACCAGAAUCCACAACCACUUCAUUGAACACGGAGAACACAUCGACCGAGAAUAUUAGAAAUUUAAGAGAAGAGUUUGCGAAGGCUCUAUUAAUCACGGGAACACCUCUAGCAAUGGUAGAACACCCAUUGUGGGUAAACUUUUUUGAAAAAUUAAAUUUUAAAUUGCCUAAUAGAAAGUCUAUUGCAACUAAAUAUCUAGAAAAAAUAUAUAAAGAGAUGAAUAAAGAAAUCAGUGAUGAUUUAAAAGCAUCAAAUUUUCUACACUUGCAAUGCGACGGCUGGACUGAUGUUUGCAAUGAAGGCAUUAUAAAUUUUUUAAUAUCCAAGCCAGAACCUGUUUUUAUAAAAAGUCUGAACACACUUGAUAAUCGGCACACAAGUGAGUAUUUAAGUUGUGAAACUGAAAAAGUAAUGAAAUCUUACGGAGUGAGUAAAUUUGUGGUCCUUAUUGGAGACAACGCACGAAAUGUCCAAAAGUCAUUCGAAAUGAUAAAAAACAAAUACCCACAUAUUGUGCCAUUGAACUGUGCUGCUCACACUAUGAAUUUAUUGUGCGUUGAUGUAAUAAAAGCACCCGAAGUUAAAGCUUUCAUAGAUCUCGCAACAGAUUUUAUUAAAAAUAUUAAAAAAAGUCAAAUCUUAAGUGCUUUAUUAAGUAAAAUUAGAAAAGAAAAAAGCUCUAGUCAGAGUCUAAAAUUAUCCUGUAAGACAAGAUGGGGCAGUCAUGUCAGUGCACUAAAAAGUCUGAAAAUUAAUAAAGCUGCACUACAGACUUUAGCUGUUAAUGAAAACCUUCAGCCAACGCCCGAUAUUAAAUCUACACUUUUAGAUGAAGAUUUCUGGUCUAUGAUAGAACAAUCCAUCAGUGUUCUUGAGCCUAUAGCAGAAAGUAUCUUUAAACUAGAAGGCAACGAAUUCAACAUACAUGAAGUAUUUAUGGUGCUAAGAAACCUUAAAUCAAAGUUAGAAUUUGUGUUACCAACAAUCACCAUGCUGGAUGACGAGAGCAAGGAGAACAUAAAAACUUAUAUUGAAAGACGAGUUAAGCAGUGCAAAAAACCAAUACAUUAUGCGGCCUACAUGUUUGAUCCUAAAGCUGCUGGCAUUGAACUAAAUCAGGAGGAAGAAACUGAAGCCAUGGAAUUAAUCUAUAACCUCGCUGAGCAUUGCAACAUUGACUGUCUUGCUGACCUGGCUAAAUAUAAAGCUAAAGAAGGUCUUUGGAGCAAACCAUUUACUUGGAAGGCCGCUGAAAAAGUAAAUCCCAUUUUAUGGUGGAAUAUGUGGCUCAAUGAAGAUACUGUUCCAGACAGGUCCGACAUGGAAGACACAGAUGAUGAUAUGUUGCACGAUGCUGCCAUGGAGGGUCAAAUACAAGAGGAUAUGGAAUCUUCUCUUAGGGAGGAUAUAUGGAACGAUAUGGAACCAGUAGCUUCAACUUCACGACAAACUAAUCAUAUUGAAUUCGUAAAUAUUAGCGAAUGUUUAUAUGAUACCGAUAGUGAUUAG